Peronospora matthiolae is the source of this 2214-nucleotide messenger RNA. NCBI's taxonomy places the organism in Eukaryota, Oomycota, Peronosporomycetes, Peronosporales, Peronosporaceae. The record is from the annotation of a GenBank genome assembly.
AUGAGGAGCGCGGCUGCUGUCCUUGGUCUGGCUCUUGGCGUCUCGUCCCAGAGCACGGCGGGGCGAUCGAGUGAAGCUGCCGCGUGUGACGCACAGGGAGCUCAACCUGUCCAUGUGGUGGGCGUGGGUGGGACUUUCUGCGUCCAGGUGCGGCCGUGUGAAGGGGUCGUGUUCGGUGAGGGGUUCUCGUGUCCCUUGAUGGGUCAGCGAGACGUCUUGGGGGAGACGGAGCUCCCGACGGACAGUUGCUGUGCGGUGGUGGACAGCGACAGCGGGGCACUGGGCUGUGUCCUUGUGAGAGAAGGAGAAGCGGGUGACGCCGUGUGUCUCUGGUCGCGAGUAGAGGAAGGCGCUCGUGUUAGUCAAAGGAGGAGGAGAAGGUGGAGGUUUCCUGCAGACGCAACGAGGACGGAUGACGUGACAGGGACAAGAGGUGAAGCGUUUGAAGCUACGGAUGCUGCACCUCCUGCGGUUUCCUUGUCAAUGGCGACACUUCCAGAGGCUGCGGAAGACCGUGCAUUAGAACCGGAGACAGGGGACCAAGUAGCUUCAGCUGUGGGUUUGACGGUAGCACCAGUGGUAACCAGUACCAUUUCAACAGUCACGACAGCUACUGCUCCUGUGGUUACGACGACGCCGGCUACUGUGGCCGCGACAACUUACACUCCAGCGGGACCGAACAGUGGUGAGGUUACAGUGGCUACAGUAGGGACGACGGCUUCUCCAGGUACUAUACUAGCUGCCACGUCCGAUCCAGUGGCUUCAGCUCCAGUCGCUGCUUCAGCAAUUCCAAUGCUGACGAUUCCAGCGCCAUCAGUGGUGACUUCUACGACUCCGGCAAUCAAUCCGGCUGCUAUUGCAACUGUGCCCGAACCAAAGUCGUUCAGCGGAGUAUCACCUGUUCCAGUGACGUCGCUACCAGAACUGAGCUCCAUGUCAGACUCAAUUGAUGAGAUAGUUCAGCCAGAAUUGAGCUCGAUGUCAGACUCCGCCGAUGUGAUGAUUCUACCUGAUUUGAGCUCGAUGUCGGGAUCGACUGACGUGGUGAUUCUUCCAGAAUUGAGCUCGAUGUCGGGUUCGACCGAUGCAGAUUUGGUGCUGACACCUACUUCGAGUCCAAGCCCAGCGACACUGCCUCCAUUUACAGCAAUGCUUUCAUCACAGUCAGGGUCGGGCCUUGCUGGUGUACCAACGGUCAUAUCGACGGUAAAUGCAACGAGCAUGCAGCCGUCAACGACACCACCAUCCCCGACGCCAGUUCUAGAGCGAAAUAGCACAACGCCAACACCACCACCACCGACCCUUAUCGUAUCAGGAUCCUCUUCUGGCUCUGAUGACAGCGACGAUUCUGGAUCGUUUCCGGAAGGUUCGAUUGCUAGUACGCCUCGGCCGGGUUUUGCGAUAAUGUCUAUGGAGUUUUCAUCGAGUGGAAGUGGAGACUACCCGGAGAUAGAGUCGACGUCGGUGCCAGCUGAGACCACCGGGUCGGUCGACGGAUCGAGAGCUGCAGCUGUAAGCGCGAAUGUGAACGACAGCUCGGUUUCACCACCAUGGUUGGUUGAUGAAGGUUUGGAGUCGGACGCUAGCUCGGCAAGUAUUGACGUCAGUGAUUCCUGGUCGCCAACAAGCAAGUCGCGAGGGGCUGACAGUCUGGACAACGGGGACAGCAGCGCGGAGUCGCUCUCUGGAGAAGUUGGGAGGCCCGGCUCGUCUUCGUCGGGGUCCGGUUUCUUACCUCCGUUGUCAACGACUCCACCGUUAUUGUUUCCCUCGUCUGGUUCAUUGAAGACCGCACACCUCCCGCCAAGUGAAUCUGCUUCGCCGAACGGUGUUUUGGUAUUAGCACCGAUCAUGGACCAUGGCGGGGACAGUGUCAACCCGCCGAUUAGUGGUGGUAGCCAAUUUCCAGUCAAUGGUGAGGAAAUUCGGGGGAGUGAUGAAAGCAGCGCAGCGGACACACAGACGAUCAUGUUUAUUAUCAUAGGGUGCAUCGUCGCAGCAGCUUUGGUGUUCGGGGCUGUAUGGCUUCGUCCAAAGCGUGCAAGUUCCGUCGACAUUAGCAAUCUGCGCGAGCCUCCGGAACCGAUGGAUACAUCGUAUCUGUACGUCGAGUCGGAACCUGCUGGUCCGUAUGAUGCUUCAAGUACACCACGGGUGAUAAAUGGGUAUGAUCGAAUGGACGUGAGAGGCAGCAACGAGUACUUUAGCGCAUAG